AUGGCGACACAAACUAUCGCCAAGUCUCAGCAAAGCCCUGAAGCUGAUCUUGGUACUCAAUGGCCUGACAUUCGACAACGAGCACGCUCAGCUACGUCUGACAAGCAGAGCACGACUUCAGACAUAACAGCAAGAGACGACACCAACGACGACGACACCAACGGCUCACCAACGUCGACCAAUGAGCAAGAAAAAGCACUGCUACGAAAACUCGAUUGGCGUAUUGUGCCUUGGAUCUUUAUUCUUUAUUUCUUGAGUGUGGAGGAUCGAGCCAAUGUCGGUUACGCUAUGACCAUGAACAAACAAGAGGGCCAUGAUCUCGCCACCACAGCAGGGCUUACUGGUCAGGAAAACAAUAUCGGUCUUGGUUUGUUCUAUGUUGCAUACAUUGUGUUCGAGGUCCCAUCCAACUUGAUCAUGGCACGUGUCAACCCGGCUUAUUGGAUCGCUCGGAUCAUGAUUACAUGGAGCAUCGUUACCGGUUGCAUGGCAACCAUCUCACAAGCAUGGCAUUUUUAUUUGUUGCGGUUUUUGCUGGGAGUGUUUGAAGCCGGCUUUUGGCCAGGAAUCACUUACUAUACCACUCUAUGGUAUCGACCCAAUGAAAUAUCAUCAAGAAUCGGUGUCACCUACUUGGCUGGUCCUGCAUCAGGUGCAUUUGGUGGUUUGAUAUCUGCUGCUGUACAACUCAUUGAUACCCGAGGAAAUCUAUAUGGAUGGCAAUGGCUUUUCCUCAUCUCCGGUGUGAUUUCAGUCAUCUUUGGCGUGGCCACCAUCUUUUAUUUACCAUCCAAGCCUGAGACGAGCAAGCACUUUUUGACCGAAGAUGAACGUCUCUUGAUCCGUGAACGACUUGCAUUAACAGAAGAAGAAGCAGCCAUCGAAGACAGCAACGAAGAUGAAAAGAAAAGGAAUAUCUUCUCAAGUGGUGACCUAGCUGAAGUGAAACGCCAAUUGAUGGAUUACAAGGUGUGGCUAUUUUGUGUGCUUUACUUUACACCGGUGAUGGCAGCUACCUCUCUCGGCUACUUUAUUCCCAAGAUUGUGCAAGAGAUUGGUUCAUACACCUCGAUCGAAGUCAGCUUGAUGAGUAUUCCACCCUAUGUAUUUGGCGGUAUCAUGGUGUACGUGCUCACUCGGUGCAGCGAUCAUUUUCAUGAUCGUGGAUGGUUCAUCAUUGGAUGCUCAACAGCAGCCUUUGUGGGAUUUUGUAUUCUCAGCUUUGCUGGUCCUCUUGGUGCUCGUUAUUUUGGAUUGAUGGUGGUUGCUGGUGGUACUUACCCCACUGUUCCUCUGAGCAUGGCAUGGACGGCCAAUUCAAAGGAAGACGGUGUAGCGGUGGCAUCCGCAACGGGUAUCGUUUCUUCAGUCGCCAACUUUGGAGCCUUGAUUUGUACUUUUGCACUCUACUCGGGAUGGCCAUCAGACGCUCCUCGCUAUGUAGGCUCAAACAUGAUCAACGGUGGUGCAAUGCUGCUGGCAGCAUUAUCAGCAGUCAUCCUCAAAUUGAAUCUGCAUAAACUCAACAAGCAAAUGGAGGAACAUGAAGAGAACUCUGGAAAGCGUAAAUACCUCUUGUAA
This is a messenger RNA of Lichtheimia ornata, 1581 nucleotides long. RefSeq lists its product as uncharacterized. Gene Ontology annotation, molecular function: solute:proton symporter activity; biotin transmembrane transporter activity; dethiobiotin transmembrane transporter activity. Gene Ontology annotation, cellular component: membrane. The record is from RefSeq and is a predicted model, not a curated record. The transcript is spliced from 8 exons. Gene Ontology annotation, biological process: biotin import across plasma membrane. The coding region runs from base 1 to 1581 and encodes 526 amino acids. Lineage: Eukaryota; Fungi; Mucoromycota; Mucoromycetes; Mucorales; Lichtheimiaceae.